AUGGUGUCUUGUUCCCCAGCGAGGAGGACCUGCAAUGAAAGCUCGUCGGCGCAGACGGCGAACUUCGUGAACCCGGCGCACCCGAGGGAAGACACGGCGCCUUCCACGUGCGUGUUCACGGCGCACGUGCAGAAGAGAAGCACGUGCCAGCUGAGGAUAGACCUGGACGAGUUGUUGCUGCCCGGUCGCCCCGGCUCCGGCUGCGAGGACGGCAGCUUCGGCGUGCGGCCCAACCCGGCCGGCCGCCUCGGCUUCACGGCCCUGUGCGGCAACAACACGGGGCAGCACGUGUACAUACCAGUGGAUACCAGUCUCGGAGCGCAAUCCGUCCAGCUGGUGAUGUCGACGUCUGGUGCUGCCGCCUACCGGUGGAACAUACGAGUUACUCACAUCGACUGCAGCAGAGAUCCUCAGGCCGUGGCGCCGCCGGGCUGCCUGCAGUACCACCAGGGCGAGCGGGGCGCCUUCGAGAGCCUGGGGCGCGGCGGGCGGGCGGGCGGCCUCAGCUACGCAACCUGCGUGCGCCGCGCGCCGCGGGCUUGCGGGGUGCGCUACUCCGCGCCGGGCGCCUUCCAGCUGCGCGCGGCCGACCCGGCGCGGCCCUACGGCGACCAGGGCUGCGACCCGCGCACAGGGCAAACCAACACAGACGCAACCACCACAACCACAACAUCGACAACACCACCGACAUCAGAACCAAUAACAACAACGCCAUCAGCACCGACUACAACACCAACAUCAGAACCGACAACAACACCGACAUCAGCGCCGGCUACAACACCAACAUCUACACCAGCAUCUACACCAACAUCUACACCAACAUCUACACCAGCAUCUACACCAUCAUCUACACCGACAAGAACACCGACAACAACACCGACAACAACACCGACAUCUACAACGACAUCUACACCGACAUCUACACCGACAUCUACACCGACAUCUACACCGACAUCUACACCGACAUCAGCGCCGACUACAAAACCAACAUCUACACCGACAUCUACACCGACAUCUACACCGACAUCUACACCAACAUCAGAACCUACAACAACGCCGACAUCGGCACCUACAACAACGCCGACAUCGGCACCAGCAGUAACAACAGCAGUUCCUGAGGACAACGAAGGUGGCACGGCGACCAGCGCUGCAACUGCAGGCGGCACAGUCGCGCCGGCGGCUGCGGCCAGCACCGACUCCACAGUCGCUGAGAGCACAGCCGCGCCGAGCAGCACGACUCCAGCAACCACCGACCCGCCAACCACCACAGACUCCGGCGCUUCUACGACGGCAGAGGCCUCAGUUCUAGCAGGUCCAGACGCCGCCCCCGGCGGCAGGGAGCGCAGGCAGCAGUCGCCCGGAGAGUCGCACGACUUCCUGUUCGUGCCCGACGGCCGCGUGGAGGGGAGCGCCGACCGCGUCAGCAAGAUGUGCGGCGACUUCCUGGCCAACCACGUCGUCACGAGUAGAGUUCCUGGACCAUUCUUUGUCUGGUUCCAUGCAGACGAUUCAGCAGUUGGCAAAGAAUCUGGGUUCAUGAUAACCUAUGAGCAGAUGAGCGAUUGUUGAUCCUUGUGGAAUGAAGUAAAAAUUUAUUUUAAUUUAUUUUUUUAGACUAUGUGCAAUUAAUGUUAUAAAUUAUUGUGUGAAUUUAUGAACAUAAGUAUUCUAUUUUUUUAAUGACAAAAUAGAAUAAACCUCCUUAGUAAAC
Molecule: messenger RNA, 1711 nt
Organism: Bacillus rossius redtenbacheri
Lineage: Eukaryota; Metazoa; Arthropoda; Insecta; Phasmatodea; Bacillidae
Product: mucin-5AC-like
Exons: 7
Coding region: 1-1569 (522 amino acids)
Source: RefSeq, a predicted model, not a curated record